Messenger RNA from Sabethes cyaneus, 1675 nucleotides. Its product is annotated as serine protease HTRA2, mitochondrial-like. The transcript has 2 exons. NCBI's taxonomy places the organism in Eukaryota, Metazoa, Arthropoda, Insecta, Diptera, Culicidae. Gene Ontology annotation, biological process: positive regulation of apoptotic process; proteolysis; programmed cell death. Gene Ontology annotation, molecular function: serine-type endopeptidase activity; protein binding. Bases 144 to 1490 code for a protein of 448 amino acids. The record is from RefSeq and is a predicted model, not a curated record.
AUUGUUUUGUUUGUGUGUUCGUUUGGGAAAAGUAAACGUAAAAGUAUCCACGUCCCACAGUUUCUGGGAUCAAAAUCAAAACAACCACAGGAGGAGAGUGGAACCGUGUCGUGUUGUGAUAAGGCCCUUCAAUCCAAUGCACAAUGCUACUACUGCGGCAAACAAUAAUUAGUGUUCGUUCAGCCCGAACUAUCAUCGGUCGUCACUCAUUUGUCAGCCAACCCCAAGCCACCAUCCGAGCGAUAGCAGCGGUCGCAGGUAACAGCAACAAGCAACAGCACGAAGACCGAGACGGAGGUCGUCAACAUGGCGAUGAGUCCAAAACUGGGGCUAAGUGUGGCAAGCUCUGUUCUUUUGCUGGUAUACUCACCGGACUGUUUCUGGGAGCAAACGUAGAACACAAUGUUAAUGGUGAAGAAACCCUUUCCGGUAAUGACGAAGGACGAAAGUUUUCGCUGUUUCCCAGAGUGUCAGCGGCUACCCAGGUAGGAAAGGAUUUAAAAGGACGCCGAGCGAUGUACAAUUUCAUUGCGGAUGUAGUCGAUGUUUCAGCGCCAGCAGUAGUAUACAUCGAAAUUAAGGACACACGGCACUACGAUUUUUUCUCGGGCCAACCGGUGACGGUUUCGAACGGAUCUGGGUUUAUAGUCGAACAGGAUGGCUUGAUUUUGACCAACGCACAUGUGGUUAUAAGCAAACCAAACGCUUUGGUUACAGUGAAGCUGGUAGAUGGACGAACUUUUCCUGGAACUGUGGAGGAUGUAGACCCCAACUCUGAUCUGGCGACGGUACGCAUCAAGUGCAAUAAUCUACCUGUGAUGAAGCUUGGUAAAUCGGCUGAACUGCGGUCGGGCGAGUGGGUGGUUGCGCUGGGCAGUCCACUGUCACUGAACAACUCGGUAACGGCCGGUGUUGUUAGUUCAACACAGCGCCCAUCGCAAGAACUGGGACUACGUGGGAAGGAUAUCAAUUACAUACAGACGGAUGCGGCCAUUACGUUCGGUAAUUCGGGCGGUCCGUUGGUCAACCUAGAUGGGGAAGCGAUCGGAAUCAACAGCAUGAAAGUGACACCAGGGAUUAGUUUUGCUAUUCCGAUCGAUCAUGCUAAAGAAUUUCUCCAGAAAGGAGCCGAUCGGAGGAAGUCCAGAGGUUUCAGUACGGAGAAAAUUCCAGUUCGGCGGUACAUGGGCAUCACGAUGCUGACGCUAACGCCGGAAAUACUGCGGGAGCUACGCCAGAGAAGCCAUAACGUACCGGAAAGUGUUCGAAGUGGCAUUUUGGUGUGGAAGGUUAUCCAGGGAUCGCCAGCACAUGUUGGGGGCCUCUACCCGGGUGACGUUAUUACCAGCAUUAAUGGCAAGGAGGUGAAAAACUCCGCUGAUGUGUACGAAAUGCUGGCAGGCAAGGAUCGAAUUCUAACUAUCAACAUCUACCGUGGCGUUGAGAAAAUGACCGUCAAGGUUAAGCUGGAGGACCCCGAAGGAAUUUAGCAUUAAGUAAGAGUCGAAGAACCAGUUUGACUUUGCAUAUUUUAUUGUAGCUUGUAGGUAGGUGUAAAUACAUUGACUCGUAUAUGUUGAUACUGCCUCAUGAAUACAUUUUUACAUUGGUAGCUCGUUUUUGUGCUAUUAAUUUCUCUAAAAUAUUUUUAACGAUAAUAUAUGUUGCCUAUACA